CACAUACCAUAACGAGUUCAGUGCUCAUUCGCAUGUCCGACGCGAUGCCCGACACCGUUCGUCAAGCACCAAUAUCCGAUGACCGUCGCCGAGGCGGCGGUUCGGGUAGUAGUUCUUCAUCACCAGCAAUUUCACCGUCGCACAGUUUUAAGAGAUCCAAGUCCACAUGUUAUCUGCUUGACAGACGAACGUCACCGCCACCGGGCCGUCUUUUACCACAACCUCAAAACGUUAUGGUUACUACUCUCACUUGGUAUCCCGCGUUUUUGUGGCAGAUGGUAAAGGCUUUUUUCCAUUUACCAAUUAUAAACUUGUUAUUUUUGCGAAUGCCCUUACUGUGGACCUCUCUAUGGAUUCAGUUCAUAUGGGAGUGCGUUCGCAUACCACUAGUGUUUACCAGGUACGGGCUUCGAACAUGUUUUGCGAAAAGGCGUUACAGGGGCGACAGGUCCGUGUUGAUCAAUGGCGGAAGUACCGUACAAACGUUACAUUUGGCCAGAAAUUUCCACGCAGCUGGCGUCAGGGUAAUCGUGUGUGAAGUUGAAGGUUGUAUGGAGCUAUCAUCGUUUUCGUUAGCUGUCGACAGUUACUACACAGUGCCCAAACCCAGCGAAGACAACUGUAUACAAUAUGUUGAUGCGCUGAGGACGAUUGUUGAGAAAGAACGGGUCGGAUUUUACAUACCCACGGGCACAACAGUACCCACUUACUACGAUGCAGUCGCCAAGUCUCAUCUGGAGCUGUUGGGCUGCAAGUGUUGUACGCCCGCACUAGAUGGUGUGCUAUUUUUUAACGAUCUAUCACAAGUAUUGGAUAAGUGUCAGAUCGAGGGUUUGCCGGUACCCAAACAUUUAAGAGUAUGCUCCAAAGAGGACAUUAUAAAAUUGUACGAUAACGUUACGUUUAGGGCAGAUAAACAUUUCAUUGUUAACGUAGGAUUCUACGGGUGCAAGAUAAGACAUUGUCUUCAAAUGCCGGAGUGUCGAAAGAAUCUGACACUUCCAGGUCCUGUCUCCGACGACUGUCCAUGGUUACUUGUACACGAUACGCCUGGGUCAUAUUACACAACGUGCACGACUGUCCACGACGGAAAGAUGAUUGGAAAUGUAACGUGUAGUAUUAGAACAGGAAAACCAGCUCGAAAUGAAUUGGUCGACGCGUGGUUAAUGCACUUCUUUUCAACUCUACCAUUUACGUUCGAUGGUAUCCUCUCAUUUGAGGUGUGCAUAUCGCCGUCAAGGAACGUUUUGCCUUUAGGCUGUCAGAUCGGCGUACCCCUGACCUACGUUAACCAUCGUAGUAAUUUUGAACAAAUCUUGUAUCCAUCUCGCAGCGCCACGCACCACGCGCCACAUCAUUUAUCUGUUACGCCCGCUAUGAAGGUGGUGGAGAGUUAUUAUCUACCGAAACUCUUGUACGAAACGAUCAUUGGAUUUUCCAUAAAAAAUAUGUUGACUACGGUGAUGGAAAAAAGAGAAAUGGUGUUUUCGUUCUGGGAUCCUUUACCAGCGUGUGUGUAUUACAAUUUUCAAAUACUAGCGGAUUUUAUCAACAAAGUUUUGACCGAAAUAAAAUCAUCGAAAUUCAAAACAAAGUAUACAACGUUUUGAAAAAUAAAAAAAUGUACAAAUUUUUAUUUGUUACUCACGAAACUGUAUUGUUUAAUUUAGCAUCGUUGUUGCUUUUAAUAUGAGCUAAUAUUUAUAUGAGCUAUCUAGACUUUAAGGAAGUAAUUUUUUUAGUUUAUUUUAUAAAUAAAUUAAUAGCCAGGGCUCUUUUUUAUAUAAUUAUUUAUUUUACAUUUGAGUCGUUUUUAAAGAAUAAGAGUCUUGUCAUGCGGUCUACGCAUUGCUAUGUAUAAGUAACUGUGUUAUGAGGUAAAUGUAUAAUGUAAAUGUUUAGUUAUACUAGCGAAAAAGAUUUGGUGCAAGGAGGUAACUGUUACGGAAUACGUACAACGAAUCGUACACGGUCGUUGCGAUGAUAUGGGUCAUAGAAAAUGAAACUUGCAGUCACUUAAACAUGUAACGAAUAACUUAAAAAACUAUAAGAAAAUACGUUUCUAAAAUUUAUUCGCCAAUUACGGCGAUUAUUAUUUUUAUUACAAAGGUAUCACGUAAAGCUUAAAUCAUGCGGAUGAAUUAAUGUUUUCUUAUUUAAUAAAUUACUAUUCACAAUGAUUCGUAGUAAUUGACGUUUUAAAUUAAGUAUUGUAGCUGUGAACACAAUAUCAAUGCUCUAUAAUUCAACCAUUUAAAUUGGGUAAUUUGUACAAUACAAUACUUAUCACUUUUGAUCAAUAAUUCUAUAAAUAAUUAUUUGUACUCAUUAAAAAUUUAUUGACCCUAAUCUUUAGAAGAUACAUAUAUUAUUUAUA
This is a messenger RNA of Daktulosphaira vitifoliae (grape phylloxera), 2377 nucleotides long. RefSeq lists its product as uncharacterized. The transcript has a single exon. Lineage: Eukaryota; Metazoa; Arthropoda; Insecta; Hemiptera; Phylloxeridae. The record is from RefSeq and is a predicted model, not a curated record. The coding region runs from base 33 to 1610 and encodes 525 amino acids.